AUGAAGCCUGAUCACACUCAAUCACAAAUGCAACCCAUUGACGUCGAUGACGUUGAGUCUGCUGAGACCCAUCAAGAGCCUGUCCUGGUUUCAUCCGAGAGGCAGGAAGAAUCUGAAUCUGGAAAGCCGUCGAAAAACUCCAAAGACUCGAGUUGGAAAGUCUACUUGCGAGUAUGGGGUUACGCUACAUCCAUUGAUCAUGCAAUUCGAAUAUGUGGUAUCAUCGCUGCACUUGCCAACGGUGCUGCAUUGCCACUGAUGACACUGGUGUUUGGUGAUAUGGUUGACAAGUUCAAUGCUUGGGGAACUGGAGAAGUCACACCUGAUGAUCUAAUGAAAGCCAUCUCCCGGAAUUCAUUAUGGUUUACGUAUCUCUUCAUUGCUAUUCUGGCACUCUCCUUCCUCAUGAAUAGUUGUUUUCGCCUGACUGCAAUACGUUCGACAAAAGCUUUGCGACGAGAUUUUGUGCAAUCUCUCAUUAGGCAGGAUGUCACCUACUUUGAUUCUUGCUUGCCGGGGACCGUCGCGACCCUGAUAUCUAACAAUGCCGAUCUCAUUGAAAAUGGACUGGGCGAAAGGGUUGGACUUGCCUUCGAAGGGGUGGGCCAGCUUCUUGUAUCUUUCAUUGUUGCUUUUGCACGGCAGUGGAAGUUGACUUUUGUUGUUGCUACCAUGUUGCCAUUGACUAUUCUAAUCAUUGGCGUGGCGAUAACGUUAAUGACGAAAGUCGAUGUCAAAGUGCUCGACGUCUACAGCAAAGCAGGCGGCAUCGCUGAGGAAGGUCUAUCGACGAUGCCCAUCAUAACUGCUUUCGGAGCUUCGAACAAACUCCAAGUAAAGUAUGAUGAUAUUCUUCAAGUCGCCAAGAAUCUCGGAGCGAAGAAAGGCCCCAUCAUGGGAGUUCAAAUGAGUGCUCAAUGGUCAGUGACAUUUGUUGCCUACGCCAUAGCCUGGUUCUAUGGUGUGCAACUUGUUGCCCGAGGAGAGGUCUCAACUGGUGGUCGUGUCAUUACCGUGCUCACCUCGGUUCUGAUAGGUAUCAUAUCAUUGACUCUCAUAGUCCCAGCGAUAGGAGAAGUUGCAAAGGCCUCCGCGGCUGCUCAAGGUCUGUUCGAAGUCAUUGACAGGAAAUCGGAAAUUGACCCUCUUGAUCCCCGUGGAGAAAAGCCAACCACAGUGCUGGGCCAGCUGAGGCUGGAUAACGUCUCGUUCGCAUACCCUUCGCGCCCAUCUGUCAAAGUUAUUGAUAACCUGACCCUUGAUUUCGAGGCUGGCAAGACCACGGCAGUCGUAGGUCCAUCUGGAAGUGGUAAAUCAACCAUUGUUGCUUUAAUAUCUCGCUGGUUCGAUCCCUCCCAAGGAUCUGUCCUUCUUGAUGGUAAAAAUAUCAAAGACUUGAACAUACAAUGGCUCCGCAGCCAAGCAGGAUUUGUCCAGCAGGAAUCUGUCCUUUUCAAUGACACCAUACUACACAACAUCUCUCAUGGCCUUUUUGGAACUCCAGCUGAUGAUGCAUCAGACCAGGAGAAGUUCAACCUAGUGAAGGAUGCUUGUAAACAAGCAUUCGCAAAUGAUUUCGUGGAAGAGCUCCCAGAGAAAUUCAACACCUUCGUUGGGGAUCGAGGGAAUCUCCUGAGUGGUGGCCAAAAGCAGAGAAUUGCUAUCGCACGAAGCAUAAUUCGUGAUCCUCAUAUUUUACUGCUUGACGAAGCAACAUCAGCACUAGACCCCACAGCCGAGGCCAUCGUUCAAGAAGCCAUAAACAACGUGGCCAAAGCUCGGACCACCAUCAUGAUUACCCACAAGGUUUCCACCGUUCAAAAAGCCGACAAGAUCAUCGUGCUUAGCAAAGGCCGACUGAUGGAGCAAGGAACGCAUCAACAACUCCUAGCGAAGAAAGGUGUUUACUAUGAACUAGUCGCUGCUCAGACACUAGAAAAGCAACAAGAAGUCGAGGAUGCACUGGACCUUCCCGAGGUUGUUGAGACUUCCUCGCUGUCGUCCUAUAGCUUCAAGGAAACUAAAAAAGAAGUCACGGAGGUCAGUGGAACAAGGAUUCAGGCUGUAGACAGCACAGCAAAAGUGAAGCGUUGGAGAAGCUUUACCCUCUUGAUGAAGCAACAACGGCACCUCUGGCCUCUUUUCUUAGGAGGGCUUAUAGGCUCCAUUGGAUCCGGCAGUGUCUUCCCAGUGCAGGCGACAAUCUUCAGCAGAGCCAUUCUCAUCUUUCAAUUUGAUUUACCCGACGAAAAGCACCGCCUGGAGAGUAGAGGUAACUUCUGGGGUUUGAUGUUCCUUGCACUAGCUCUAGGAGUGCUCGUCUUCUAUGCUGCUCUUGGGACUUUCUUUACAACCCUUGCGUUUCAAGUGUCCAGUUUCUAUCGCAGUAAGUAUUUUUGUGCAAUGAUUGGUCAAGAUAUCGGCUAUUUCGAGCAAAAUUCACCCAGUGCCAGCAUAAGUCGUCUUUCAACGGACCCACAGCGAGUCCAAGACUUGAUUUCACCGAAUCUCGGCUUCAUUUUGUUGAGCCUCGUCAAUGUCUUUGCUUCGUGUACUCUUGCAUUGGCUGUUGGCUGGAAAAUUGCCGUCGUUGCCAUUUUCGGCUGCUUGCCACCGCUCUUUUUUGCCGGCUUCGUUCGUAUGCGCAUCGACCUGACCAGUCAAGAACGCUUGACAAAGAUAUAUCUGGAAAGCGCUCGUUUCGCUGCUGAGGCUGUUGCAUCAAUCAGAACUGUCUCAAGCUUGACACUUGAGAUGAAGGUUGUGGCAAAGUACAACGAGUUGCUGGACACUCGGUCAACUCAGUCCCUUGUGCAGACGACCAUUAGCAAUACUCUCUUCGCAGUCACCGAAAGUCUAUACCUCGCUAUUCUGGCCCUGGUGUUCUGGUGGGGCGGCAAACUCUUGUCCCAGAGAGAAUAUGAUGUACAACAAUUUUUCAUGGUAUUCAUUGCUGUCAUCUUUGGUGGACAAGCUGCCGGAUUUAUGUUUGGCUCGACGCUGCAAACUACGAAGGCGCUGAACGCGACAAGAGACAUCAUGAGCUUGUUGCAGUCACGCCCCCCUAUCAACACAGCGAAAAGCGUCGUUCACCAUACAGGCACCUCCACAGAAGAGCAGUCACCUCCCAUUGCCAACAGCAACAUAGCAGUUGAAUUCCGCGACGUCAAUUUUAGCUAUCCCAGCCGCCCUUCCUUCCCAGUCCUGCAGAACCUCAACCUUACCAUCCACAAAGGUGAAUCAAUAGGCAUCGCCGGCGCUUCCGGCAGCGGCAAAUCGACCCUCAUCGCGUUGAUCGAGCGAUUCUACGACGCCGGAUCUGGCUCCAUCCUCAUCAACGACAUCUCCAUCAAAGACCUAGACGUACAUUCCCACCGCGCAAGAACAGGACUCGUGUCCCAAGAAACAACACUCUACCAAGGAACCAUUCAGGAGAACAUCCUCCUGGGAAUCCCCACCUCCCAACUCCCCACCAUCUCAGAAGAGCACAUCGUCCAGGCCUGCCGCGACGCCAACAUCCACGACUUCAUCCAGUCCCUCCCAGAAGGCUACGCCACACAGGUCGGCACGCGAGGCGUGUCCCUCUCGGGCGGCCAGCGACAACGUCUCGCCAUCGCACGUGCCCUGAUCCGCAACCCGACACUACUCCUCCUGGACGAGGCCACCAGUGCACUGGACAGUGAGAAUGAGCGGCUCGUGCAGCAGGCCAUCGAGGCCAUUGCCUUCAGGCACAGUCGCGAUGGGGAUGUCCCCGACGACGACGGAUCAGGUGAAGUAGGCCGCCGCGCGACAGGGAAACGAACCACCAUCGCCGUGGCGCACCGUCUGAGCACUAUCCAGCGAUGCGACAGGAUUUUCGUGCUGGCGCGCGGCACCGUCGUUGAGCACGGCACCCAUGCCGAGUUGUAUGCUCGCCGCGGCAGGUACUAUCGCAUGGUCCUGGCGCAGAGCUUGGAUCGUGAAGUAGAGGUCUGA
Exophiala bonariae is the source of this 3975-nucleotide messenger RNA. RefSeq lists its product as uncharacterized. Gene Ontology annotation, biological process: transmembrane transport. The coding region runs from base 1 to 3975 and encodes 1324 amino acids. Gene Ontology annotation, molecular function: ABC-type transporter activity; ATP binding; ATP hydrolysis activity. The transcript has a single exon. The record is from RefSeq and is a predicted model, not a curated record. NCBI's taxonomy places the organism in Eukaryota, Fungi, Ascomycota, Eurotiomycetes, Chaetothyriales, Herpotrichiellaceae. Gene Ontology annotation, cellular component: membrane.